Molecule: messenger RNA, 933 nt
Organism: Diplodia corticola
Lineage: Eukaryota; Fungi; Ascomycota; Dothideomycetes; Botryosphaeriales; Botryosphaeriaceae
Product: fe superoxide dismutase
Exons: 3
Coding region: 1-933 (310 amino acids)
Biological process (GO): superoxide metabolic process
Molecular function (GO): superoxide dismutase activity; metal ion binding
Source: RefSeq, a predicted model, not a curated record
AUGAUCCUCGCCCGCCAUCUCCGGCCGCAGCAGCCCCUGCGCGCCGCCCAGCGCCUCGCCGCCCGCGCCCACCGCCGCGCCGUCCACGGCGUCCCCAGCCUCGCCAACUUCGGCGAGCGCUUCGCCCAGAACGGCGUGCCCGAGCUGCUGUCGCAGACCGGCUUCAACACCGCCUGGACCGUCUACCAGAAGCUGAUGGUCGACGGGCUCAACGAGCGCAUCGUCGGCACCCCUCUCGAGAAACACCUCGUCAAGGAUAUAGUCAUCAAGACCGCGCGCGAGCCGCUGCUCGCCUCCACCUUCAAUUAUGCCUCCAUGGCCUUCAACAACCACUUUUUCUUCGGCACCAUCGCCGACAAGGAAACCCCCAUGCCCGAUGAGCUCGCCGAAUCCCUGACAACAUCCUUCUCCUCGGUCGACAUCUUCAAGGCCGACUUCCUCGCGACCGCCGAGGCCAUGUUCGGCCCGGGCUUCGUGUGGCUGGUGUGGCACAGGCAAAUGCAGAACCUGAACAAGGGCUCGUGGAAGAUCCUGCCCACCUACCUCGCCGGCUCGCCGCUCUCCGACGCCCAUUAUCGCCAGCAGCCCGUCGACAUGAACACCCAGAACCACGGCUCCGCCGGCGGUCUCUCCGGCGCCGACUACGCCCGCCAGAGCCAGAUCCAAAACUCGGCCGGCGUCAUGGGCCCGCACAGCGUCGCCGGCCAAGCCGCCCGCAACCGCGCCCCCGGUGGUGCCGAUGUUGUCCCCGUCCUGUGCGUAAACACAUGGGAGCACGUCUGGGUGCCUGAUUGGGGCGUCGAGUCCAAGAGAGAUUUCUUGGAGGCGUGGUGGCGCCGGAUCAACUGGGAAACCCUGGAGGUGCCGCCCGAUGCUCUGGGCAAGUCGGGGCAGUCUGCUCGCACCAUGUUCGCAAACACCUUUGCCCGGUGA